Colletotrichum scovillei is the source of this 1341-nucleotide messenger RNA. RefSeq lists its product as uncharacterized. The transcript is spliced from 4 exons. Gene Ontology annotation, biological process: fluoride transmembrane transport. Gene Ontology annotation, molecular function: fluoride transmembrane transporter activity. Gene Ontology annotation, cellular component: membrane. The record is from RefSeq and is a predicted model, not a curated record. NCBI's taxonomy places the organism in Eukaryota, Fungi, Ascomycota, Sordariomycetes, Glomerellales, Glomerellaceae. Bases 1 to 1341 code for a protein of 446 amino acids.
AUGCAAGGCGGAAACGAAAUGAGGCACGUCAGCGAUGCUGCCGCGGAUGAGAAAGAUCUUACACAGAUGGGUAUUACCAGUGGGCAAGCCCAUACAAAGAGCAAGAAAACACAAAGCGGGCAAUCGGUCGGGUACGAUGCGCCUGAAGACUAUGGCAACCUCGACGAAAUGGUGACGGACCCAAUUUCUCAUGGCGAGAGUAGAAGUCGUGACGGGAGGGGCGAGAGCGAGAGCCUGGAGGUUAUGCGAUCGCCUCAACGACCCUCCGAUGUCGAGAUGCAAGACACAAUAACGCCCGACGAGCAAGACGAGCCCGAAACCACAACCUCAAAACCCACCGCACAGGUCUCUAGAGUGGCUACGGAGGUGUAUACACUCUCAUACCUCGUCUUCUUUGCCAUCUUCGGCACGAUUGCCCGUCUGGGCCUGCAGGCUCUGACGCUCUACCCCGGCGCCCCAGUCUCCUUUGGCGUGCUGUGGGCCAACGAAUGGGGUAUGCCCAACUACCACAGAGAGAUCAUCAAAGCCCGGCGCCGCGGGGAGCAGGCAGACGACGGCGCCGCCUCCAGCGACCUCAAGACGAUACCGCUCUACAUUGGCCUCUCCACAGGCUUCUGCGGCUCCUUCACCUCCUUCUCCUCCUUCAUCCGCGACGUUUUUCUCGCCAUGGUCAACGAUCUUCCUCGCGCAGGUGGUGCGACCCCCGAACCGCGGACCGGAGGGCAGUCCUUCAUGGCGAUGAUGGCCAUCAUCAUCGCCACUGUCGCCCUAAGCCUCUCGGCCCUCAUCUUCGGUGCGCAUCUCGCCAUCGCGCUUGAAGGGAUUACCCCGUCGAUCCCCUACCUCCUCGGCCGGAAAGUCAUGGACCGCUGCGCCGUCCUCUUCGGUUGGGGCGCCUGGCUUGGCGCUGUCCUCCUCGCCAUUUGGCCGCCCCACGACGCCUGGCGAGGACGUGUCAUUUUCUCCAUAGUCUUUGCGCCGCUAGGCUGCCUUGCGCGCUUCUACGCCAGUUUGAUGCUUAACGCGCGGGUGCCGGCGUUUCCGAUGGGUACUUUCGCGGUAAACAUUGCAGGCGUUGCCGUGCUUGGUAUGUGUUGGGAUCUGGCGCACGCCGGGCUGGGCAGCGUCAUAGGAUGCCAGGUACUGCAAGGCGUCGAGGACGGGUUCUGCGGGUGCUUGACGACUGUCUCGACGUGGGUUGCAGAGUUGACUGCGCUGCGGCGGAGGCAUGCGUAUAUUUAUGGGCUUGGAAGUGUCGUAGUGGGCUUCGCGGUGAUGGUCAUCAUCAUGGGUGCUGAGAAGUGGACAGACGGGUUCGCGCCUCUGAUGUGUACUCAUUGA